Messenger RNA from Camponotus floridanus (Florida carpenter ant), 2183 nucleotides. RefSeq names its product protein atonal (gene ato). Lineage: Eukaryota; Metazoa; Arthropoda; Insecta; Hymenoptera; Formicidae. Gene Ontology annotation, molecular function: protein dimerization activity. The transcript has a single exon. The coding region runs from base 1006 to 1851 and encodes 281 amino acids. The record is from RefSeq and is a predicted model, not a curated record.
GUACACAAAGUGAUCCAAUUACUAAUUAUAUAAUACUUUCCACCUGUGCGCUCGUAGACCAAAACUCGCACGCGCAUCCGUUGUAUGGUUACGAGGUGCAAACUCUCCCUCAUGCGCGCGUGCACAUAUUAACGGCGAUUUUCCGGUGUUGUGUUUGGGGAAGCGUAAGAACAUAUACAGACUAAAGAACGAAGUAGCAGCUUCGACAGCAGGUAGCGAACAUUAUUGCAAGAAGAAGGAACCUUCAUCAUCAUUAUCGUUUUCAUUAAAUUGCACUUGCGUUCCCCCAUACAUGUAAAAAUCCGCGUAAAAAAUACACAAAAAUAUAUUAUUUUGCAUGAGAAAAAUCAGAUCUUCAGCAGUAAACAGUAAGAUCUGACUUGCGACCUAAUUAAUAUAUCCAUCAGUUUCGUGUGAAUUCUCGAUUAUAAACGAUCGAUUCAUUCGCUUAAUAUUCAUUCUAAUGCUUUUAAUUUUUUUAAUACACUAUGACUUUAAUGGUUACGCGGUUCCAUGUGAGAUCGUACGUGUACAACGGAGGCGCCGGGCCACCUGUUGCGGCCCCCGCUCGCGUACCUCGACUUGGCCGGUUCCGGGGCCCCGGGUUCCUUCGUCUCGAAGUGGGGAACUGUGCUCGACGUUGAUUGGCGAUGCGGCACGUGCUACGCGAGGGUGCCUCGCUCCGCAAACGCAUAAAUAUCCCGAUGCCGUUUCACCCGACUUCAGAACCACCCUGUGGCUCGUCUUGGUUCGAUAUCGCGCGUCGAUUCGUAUUCACCCAUCAUUGCCGAUCUCGUGUAGCCGAUCGCGAUAUCUCGUCCGACUCAACUUGGUCCGAGUAAGGGAACGAUCUCUGAGGAACUGCGGAAGAGGAGGAGAGACUUUCGAUCGCGGUUAUCAAGUGCGGUUUCAGUGAAAGGAUCUUCGAGCGCGACUAGAAAGAGAGUCGCCUUCACACGCGUGCAUUCGUAGCGCGUGUACGCGUUGUUUCGUGGAGAUCCUGCUAUGGAACUGCAGGAGAUGUUUCGUUACGGAUACAUGUUCCCGCCGCGUGAGGACGAGUCGCUCGCAGCCUGCACUUAUCUGGACCUGCCGAAUUACCCCAAGACGAGCAAGAUCGGCCUGCCACCCGUAAGCACCCUCGCCGUACCCCAGAGCCUCGUCUAUGACAGCAGCAACUGCAGUGACGGUUGGCACACGCCAAGUCCCACCGCCAGCCUGCGAUCUGUCAGUCCGGCCACGACGUUGUCGAUCUCGUCGGAACCAGAGAUCAACAGCGCGCCAUCGACGUAUCGGUUGCUGGGUUCGAUUAGUAAAGAUAAAAGAAGCGUGAUGAAGAAGACCUCGUCGAUGAUCGGGUUGAGCAACGUCGGACACAAGCGACUGCGCGUCAACGCGAUGGACCAUCUCGUGACCGAGGAUAUAAUCAAUCUGGACGGCGAGCGAGAUGACGCCGAGGAGACGAUCAUCUUGGAUACUGAUAAGACGCAGUCCUGUCACGGCAGUGUCAUCAGCAACUCUAGCGGCUGUUUAUCCGACAGAAUAAUGGACGGUGAUAGCGAGGAGGACGCGGAGAUCAGCGAGGACGGCGUGGAUCAUCCGGAGAACGCGAAUGUCACUUCCGGCGAUGCGGUUCGCAGACGGGGCAAGUACGUCAAUUCCACCAUCGUCCGAAAACGCAGGCUGGCCGCCAACGCGCGCGAGAGGAGACGGAUGCAAAAUCUGAACAAGGCCUUCGACAGACUGCGCGCUUAUCUGCCGUCUCUGGGCAAUGAUAGACAGUUAUCUAAGUACGAGACGUUACAGAUGGCUCAAUCCUACAUUACUGCGCUUUAUGACCUGCUGCAGUGAAGAGAAUUCGUUUCGCUUUCGAUGUCGGAAGCCACUAAAUUCGCUUAAUCUUAAGGUAAAAGAAAGUCGCUUGAAUGAGAAUACGAGAUUCGCGAGUUCUUCAACAUUACUAUAUUAGUUGUAUUGACAUAACUGGACGUAAAACACUACGAAUAUUGACAUUGCAAGCUUUACUUAUGAAGACUACUUGAUCAGAAAGCUGAAAAACAAUAGAUCGAGUCUAUAAUUUGGAUUUAAAGAAUGAUUAUUCUAAUGAAAUGCUAAUAUCAUUGCAUGUGCCUUGCAAAAUAAAAUUAUCUAUAUUUGUAAUACUGAAAGAUAAUUGGUAAGAA